This is a messenger RNA of Lytechinus variegatus (green sea urchin), 2637 nucleotides long. It is a transcript of the gene ttc29, whose product is annotated as tetratricopeptide repeat protein 29-like. The coding region runs from base 132 to 1538 and encodes 468 amino acids. Gene Ontology annotation, molecular function: protein binding. The record is from RefSeq and is a predicted model, not a curated record. The transcript is spliced from 10 exons. NCBI's taxonomy places the organism in Eukaryota, Metazoa, Echinodermata, Echinoidea, Temnopleuroida, Toxopneustidae.
UGACGCCACGCCCUCUACGUUUGAGCACAUCCGCUAAGUUUCCAUAACAACUAGCUACGAACCGCCGACUUCACCGCUUAUUGACGAGGCAUUCCUUAAGCUAUUAGAUAAAAAGAUAGAGAGGGAGCACGAUGAUGGCUGCUCCUCUGCCAGCCAUUCACAACACGAGGGGGCAUUCCCCUAUCCUAGAACCGGUCAUGCAGCACAGGGUUCCCAGUCCACCCAACAAGAUGAGACCGGCGGAGCAGUAUACCAAGCCAAAAUACAGAAUGCAAGGUAGAAGAGAUAGACAGCACUCGUUAAAGAACGGAUCUGGUAAAAGUCGAAGUCCACAGAUGAGCAAAAUCGAGACCCAGAAAUACCGCAAUACCUUCUUCCACAACCUAUGCCUGGAGGUUCUUCAGGAGGGCUUUCACCGCUCCUUCUCAGAGAUCUUUGCCCUCGUGAAGCACCAGCAGAAAAUAGUCGAUGAUGCAGGGGCCGACUCUCUGCUGCAAGAUCGAUCCCUGCUUGCAGACCAGCACGAGAAACUGAGGCAGAUGAAACAACAUCUCACAGAGGCUGAGCUUGCCCUAAGACAAGAUGACAUGAACAAAGUGUAUGCAGAGCGGGAAAGGCUCGCCAAGUAUUUCUUGGACGAAAACGACUUAUGGCUAGCUGAUCAUUUCUUUCAAUCUUGUCUGGAGACGGCCACGAGGGUCGUUGAAGGAGGAGACAGGAAAGAGGCUGAGGCACACUGUAACAUUGGUCUCGGCUUUGAAAGGAGAGGGGAGUUCUCACUGGCUGCUGAUCACUUUGAGGCUUUCUACACAUUAACGUCAUCCAAAGACUGGCUGACUAAGGAGAAUCUGUCACUUCAUUCUGAGGCUUGCGAGCACCUGAGACGCCUUUACACCGCCACGGCACAGACCUUCCAGAGUCAGUACAACACUGAUCACAAAGAAGCCAUCGGCUAUCUCACCAAGGCACAUCAAAUGGCCAAAGAAAGUAAAGAUGGGCGAAAAGAAGGAGAGGCUAGCUACAGAUUAGGUCAAGCAUAUGAGAGAUCAGGCGACAGUGAAACUGCAUUGAUGCACUUACAAUGUUACAUGGACAUCUGUAAACGAUACAAUGACCAAGCUGGAAUGGGGCAAGCAUGUGAAGCUAUUGCUAAGUCAUAUGAGAGACAAGGAAAGCGAGAUGAGGCAGUGACUUACCUAGAGAUGUUUGUUGAAAUUGCUGAAAAGAAUAACGAGGAGAAGGCUCUGAGCCAAGCUUGUAGCUGUCUUGGUGCCAUUUACAAUUCACUGGGCGAAUACGAAAAAGCAUCUCAUUACUUUGGGAAAGCCUACACUAUGGCCCGUAGCUUAGGGGAUCCUGAAACAGUUGAAGAGGCCAGGACGCAGUUUGGGAUUUCCAGCGCACACAAAGCUCUCACAUCGUUUGUGUCGGUGGUGGAGAAUCCGUCAAGAAGAAUCAUGGCUCAGCUGAUGAAUUGGAAGGACGUCAGGAAUGAUGCCUUUGUGGUUGCUACAGCAAAGGAAGAGGGAUCCCACUGACAGUGAUAAAUACCAAAUGAAGUCAGAAUGUCUGUGCUUUCCUUGGGGAACUCUGCCAGUGUCCAUCCGAGCUCAUAUGUGUAAAUAGAAAGACUUUUGUAAAGACUAUUGUAAAUACAAUAGAUUAUCAUUCUUCAGGAUACCGUCCACUUGGAACAAAUUUUAGAUACCUCCUAAAUGAAUUCUAGUUUGGAUGCUCCAAACAAAUACCCACAAAGGAUAGUUGAUGUACCAUGAUGACUCUUCAUUGACAUUAUAGUUUGAAAAUGGAAGAAAUAUUUCCAGACAUGCUUUGAAUGAAAUUGAGAGAAAAUUCUCCCCCUUCUGGAUAAUCAGCCAUCUUCAUUGCUGAAGAUUCUUGCAGAUGUUUCUGAGAUGAUGGAGAGCGAGAGGUGUGCUUGUUUAGGUCAAGCAUCCAUCAGGCGGACCCACAUAUUUAGUGAUAUUCUCGACUGAUAUAAUACUUCAUAUGUACUGGUUUCUUCAAGUACUUCAGACAUAUUUAUUCAGACAUCUUUGUUACCAAUAUCAUAAGAUGCAUUACCUGUACACAUAUUGGUUUUGAAGUUCUGGUAUAUGUCUCUUGGCUCCAUAUUCAAAGUUGAGCAUGACAUGCACACAUGUACGAGCAUUAAGCCGAGUCCCUAAAAUACUAAAUAAAACAGAUUCGCUAACCAUCUACCAAUAUAAAUGCAUUCCAGCAAUAAGGACAUCUCCCCCUCCAUACCGAGUACAUUGUAUCUCUUUCUGGCAUUAGCCUGACACAUACUGGUAUUUUCAUUCUGCUCAUUUGAUAAUUUAUUUUUAACAUCUGAAAGAAUGUGCCCCAUCUAUUAAGGCCCCAUCACAUCGUUCCGUGCAAGCCUUGCGGGUAACUAUUUUUGAUACCCAUAGGUUGCCUGCAUUGACAGUAUCUUGCACACAUCUCACAUGCAGUUGCCCGAAAAAGCGCACGCAAGUCCAAUUUGCAUGCAGAAAAGUUUUGAACAUGCUCAAAUCUUUGUUUUGGUUUGUUGCGGGGAUUCACCCACAUCUCACCCGCAAGCCUUGCACUGAACGAUGUGACGGAGCCUUUAACAUGUCAGAUUGACCCCCCCCC